Naegleria lovaniensis is the source of this 2433-nucleotide messenger RNA. RefSeq lists its product as uncharacterized. NCBI's taxonomy places the organism in Eukaryota, Heterolobosea, Eutetramitea, Acrasida, Naegleriidae. The transcript has a single exon. Bases 1 to 2433 code for a protein of 810 amino acids. The record is from RefSeq and is a predicted model, not a curated record.
AUGGCCAAAAAGAAGUCCAAAAACGCGAAUAACAAUGAUAACAACAAGAAUAGCAACAACACAACACCCGUAUCGAACACUGAAAUUGAGAAAUUAUCAUCUCAUUCCGAAUCUACUAUCAACGCAUUAAUGAACGACAAUAAUGACUCUCUCAUGACAUCAUCUACUGCAAAUAGCAGCAACACCAAUCCGAAAGUAAAAAAAGCAAACUCUCAAAAGAAACAACAUACUUCAAAGCCUUCUUCAAAAAAACAACCCUCAUCCUCUCAACAACCAUCCACCACUACUGACCCUUCUUUAUUGAAAAAUAUUCCUCCAUUCUUCCAUGCGUUCGAAUUAUUAACUCAUUUAGAGCCUUCUAAAUUACAAAAUGCAUUUCAAAUAUUUAUUGAUGAUACUGAGAGAUUAGUUUUGUUGGCAAAUAGUUCUCAACGAAAAACGAGUACUCAAAAAAUUAUCAUCAUUGGAAAUCAACCUUAUUCCAUUCCUCAUCCAAUUUUUGUUGAUAAGCACACCACAAGUGAUUUUACUACGAAUAAUUUUUAUAGACAAUCACGAUAUAUUUAUGAUAGUUUGAAUCAUGAAUUGAAGUUUUCAUCUUUGAAAGGAGAUUCAGAUUCUAAAAGUUAUAUCUACCAAUUAUAUUAUAAUGACCAAUUCUUUGUUAUACUUUCCAACAUCUUUACAUAUGUGUUUGACGAAUUGCCAAAGAAAGGCUAUGAAUAUGGUGAAAAAGUUUCUCUUUUAUUACAAGUCAAAUUGUUUCAGGUACUCAUGUACAUCAUGAGAUAUAUACUUCCUCAAAAUCAAGACAACAAUGAAAAGGCUUCCAUCAUGCUCAGAGCGAAUCAAUUCAUCAAUCUUGUAUUGCCAUAUCUUUACAAAUAUUAUUCUUAUAUGGCAAAUCGACAAGAGGACAAAAUACUUCGAAGAAAAAGACAAGACAAAAUGCUCUCAAGAAGACGAAGAUAUACAAAGGAAGAGGAUGAACAAGAUCCGAACUCAUAUCGUGCUGAUGAAUUACUAGACAAUGAGGCUAUUUGGGAAUAUCACUUAUACGUCUUAUUUAGCACAAUUUAUCACGCAACAUUUUUCAGACCUGAAUGGGUUUGUGGAAGCUUGCUUAGAGGUCGAGUAUCCAAUUUUAAUACUAAGGUUGAGGAUGUGGAUCAUCGAAACUACAAGGCCAAUACUGAAAUGUCGAGUCUCAGUUUUAAAAAUAUUUUCUUUGGGUUAAUGAGGUCAGCUGUUGAAACCAAACAUGCUCCUCUCAGAAGUAGACAUACACUUUUAAUAGUGCAUCAUUUACUCUUUAGAUUGUUGAAAACUUGCCAUUCGUAUCUUUCUGUUAAACUUCCAAUUGAUUGCAAGUUCUGUUUCGAUCAUGCUCAGGACAUGAUGCUGUUAGAACCAUUACUUGCUGCUCUAGAAUUUACAAUGAACAAAAUUCCAAAACACAGAUCUCAAGUAAUUCGAUCUGAAAUUAAUCAAAUGUUCAAAUACUAUGUUCAGUACCACAAUGAACAUCCUAAUGAGUCAACAUUUUACAUUGAUGCAUUAGAGCGAUUUAUAUUCAAUUUCAUUAAGAAUGGUAGUAGCAACUUGGCUUCACUGAUUCCUAUUUCUGGGGAUGUCCACAGUAUUGAUGCUUUCAAUGUACUUUCUCAAGCACUCUCUUCACCCUAUCAAUUCAAUACCGAUGUGGUUUGGACCAGUUUGCAAACACUUUCAAUUCCAGAUCAAGAGAGAUAUGGAAAAAUGGUAUUGAGCAUCUUAAAGCAGCAUCCGUAUAUGGCAGAGUUAUAUUUCAACACAAUUUUGGGAAACACUCAUGACAAGACAGCCAACCUUACAGCCAUUAGCUAUCGUAACUUUAUGUUCCUCAAGUUUAACUCUAAUAUUUGCGUGGAGUUUUUAAACGCAGUUACACCUCAAAUAACCAUUGACCAUGUAAGACAACCUGAUAAGAGUAUACCACUUCUCGUUUCUUCAAUUCUACUCGAACAAUCUCUACUAUUUUCUAAGGAAAAGCUUGAUUACAUGUUCCACGAGCAAAAAGAAUGCUCCACGAUGAAUUUAAUUGUGAUACAAAAAAUUCUUCAUGUUUUUGUGAAUGUUUUCAAGAAAUUUGAAAGAAUGUUAUCUCAGUUAAGCGAGCUUCGAAAGAAACAAUUGUUGAUAGUUUCUGAGACUGAUGCAAGCGCUCUCACUGUUGAAUUGAUCAAUCAAUAUGAGAAGGAUAUUGUCAUGGAGUUUAGAAAACGUUUUCCAAUUCCACCUUCUUUAUUUAUUAAGGAUAUAUGUGUGGAUAGAAUUAUUAACAGCAACAGCACUCAUCCCAGCCAGCUGUUAAUGGAGAUUACUAUUCAAAUGUUCAAAUUCUAUUUCAAAUAUUAUCCUGAUCAGACUGGAAAAGUAAUAUUGGCGUUUUGA